Molecule: messenger RNA, 1343 nt
Organism: Cajanus cajan (pigeon pea)
Lineage: Eukaryota; Viridiplantae; Streptophyta; Magnoliopsida; Fabales; Fabaceae
Source: RefSeq, a predicted model, not a curated record
GUUGAGGUGGAUAUUUGGAAGUGCAGCAGCAAUUACGAGUAACGUUUUGCCUAGGAAGCUAAUAAAUGACGUUAUUAAAUGGAAGAUACCAAAGGAUGUGAACUCUGAAUCGCAUUUACUUGUGUUUACCAACUCCCUCACGCCCCUUUCUUGAGCCCCCAAGUUCUUCUUCUUCUCUCUCUCUCUUUCUGUUUGUGGCAAAACUCGAAGAAUUUCACAAUAAUGUCCACCAAGUCCCCAGUUUUCCCCAUCUCAGACCCCCAACACUUCAGCGACUAUGGCUUCGACCCUCAAAUCAACUAUUUCCAGGUAUUGGAGGAAGCCAUGAAGCACAAGCGCGACACAGCGAGAUCCAUAGACUCCAUCCACUUCAAACUCCAGAAGCCCAUUUCCAAGGACGAGUCGCGGGCCAAGGCCCACAAGGCCAAGAAGAAGCGCUGGUGGAGAACCGCCCUCCUCUUCUUCAAGUGCCGCUGGGCCCACCCCCGCCACCCCGACGACGUCCACCAGGCCCGCGCUCGGGCCUUCCGGGCCUCCGUCUCGGGCCCCGUCUACUGGACCGAGACCCGAAGCGGCUCCUCCACCCCCUACCGCACCACCACCCGCCCCUCCUCCGGCCCACUCGCCGGAACCCUAACCAAGGAUGACGUGGACACGCCGUACUUAAGUCUUAGGGAACUCAACAUGGAACAACAACAACAACAACAACAACAGCGGAGGAUGUCCACCUCGGCCAUGCCCAUAUACUUGGUCACUUAAAAAUCCAUGCUUGGGUGGGUUGUUAUAUUUUAUAUUAUUAUUAUUAUUUUUAAUUAGGCUAAGGAAAGGUGUUGGUGUUGGUGUUGAUUUGAUGGAGCGGAGGAAAGGGUGGAUCCUCCUUUUGGUGUUUGUUGCUCACUUUUACUAUAAUGCAACUGAAACGCUCGUGCUUUUGACCAAAGUUGUUUGUUCCCAGUUCCCACGUAGUUGGUGUGGAUAUAGACAUAUAGUUGUAGUAUUUCUUAAUUAAUUAUCUCAACUUGUUGGUAGUGUUUUCUUGCGUUGGAUUUGGGUCCUGAAAAUGAGGAUCACGGCAAGUGUAUGUUAGUUGCAUUUAGCGACGUAGCGCCAAGUUUUGUGUCCGUUAAGUUGGGCUCCAGUGUUUGGUUGGGAAUGGGGGGUGUGGGGUCCAAACGACAACGUUUCGUAAUGCAAAGGCUGCGAAUAUUAGAGGGGAAAGUGGGUUAUUUUAAAAAAGUGGUACAUGGGCGCUCCUUUUCUUUCGUUGUCAAUGGGGCAAGCAGAGCAAUGGAUGAAGGGAGAAAGAUGGAAGGGUCGGUGUCGGAGGAAAAUUCCAAAUUAAU